Molecule: messenger RNA, 5355 nt
Organism: Musa acuminata AAA Group (dessert banana)
Lineage: Eukaryota; Viridiplantae; Streptophyta; Magnoliopsida; Zingiberales; Musaceae
Product: thaumatin-like protein 1b
Exons: 5
Coding region: 3927-4979 (350 amino acids)
Biological process (GO): defense response
Cellular component (GO): extracellular region
Source: RefSeq, a predicted model, not a curated record
UUUGAAUGAUGUAACUGUUGCUGGAUCCCUUUGAUGAUAAUGUUUUGUGUAAAGCUGUGGGAUGCUUUAACAGGAAUUCUUGAUGAUCACUUGUCUUGAUGAAUGAUAUGCUUAAUGUCAUGCCUUUGUGUCAUGAUGGUUGUUGUUAUAGAGAUUUUCAUUGUUAAUGUUGUUUGGUUAUGUCUGGGUUAAAUGACUGGUCAGCCUUUUAUUGGUGUUUCAUUGUCGUACAUUCUGCUAUGAAUCAGAGGUUAUAUUGCAGUAGUAUUGUUUUAAUAGAAAUAUUAUAAUAUUUAAAUAUGCUUCAUCUUGAUGCAUUUAUCUGAUGCUCUAUUGGACAAAACUGGUCUGGAACUCUGAGUAGUACAAGCUACACUGAAAAGUAUGAAUUGUAUGAAUGAAUAUGCAUACGUUCACUCUGUGCUUGCAUUUUGUGUUACAUCCCAAUUUAGUUCUACAUCGGAUACAUCAGAUACAUUGGAUGCAUUGGAUGUGGGUAAAGAAUCGAGUCAGUUUAUCAGCUGGAUGUGUCUAGUAGUAUUAUCUUGUGCAUGAGAACUUUAGGUUGGUGGUUUAUACUCAUCUAGUGAGUCAUUUAUCCAUCAGAUCAGAUCGUGACAUAGUAUUAGAGUUGACUUAGUAUUGGGCAUUUUGAGGAACCAAAUAGGAAAGACUUAUCCAUGUCUGAGGUUAGAGGUGUACAUUACAACAUGGAGCUAGCCUAUUCCAUUGGGCUAGGCCUCAUGUGUAGCUUACCUGGGUUUGGUUUCAUGUUUAGACCUCGACAAGGACAUCAAGCCUUUUAAGUGAGAGGGAUUGUUGCUGCAGUUUAGUUUUGCAUCGGAUGUGAGACAAGAAUUAAAUUGAUGAAUGAGCAAAGUGAGUUUAGUACUUUUAACUUAAAUUUAAGUAUUUUGGAUCCCUGGUGAAUGUUCAUCAAGUUAAUGAAUUAGUUACCUCAUCGGAUCAUACCAUGACAUGUUGUGAUUUAAGACGAGUUCUCAUUAAGUAAUGGCGGCUGUGCUUGUUCAUGAUGUUUGAUAUUUAACAUGAAACAUACAUAGUUUCUACAAUCAGUUCUGACACAGGAGGCUGGAAUAUUUUUGUGUAAUUUGCUUUGGCUGUUCAGUAACAAAUUUACUGCUGUGCUGAAAUAUGUAAAAGUUUGUCACGUGCAAUGUUACAUGAUUAUUAAUUUUUUUUACUUAAAAAUAUGUAUAGAUUGUCUUAAUAAAUACUCUUAGGUGAAUUCCAUUUUAGCUCGUUAUGUCGUCCCUUUUUUGAAAUAAUUAAUGUUAGUGGUACGAGAAAAGAUAGAGAAAGACUUAAAAAGAUUUUAAUGAAAAUUAUAAAUAAAUAUUUACGUAUUCUAAAUUUAACUAAACAUAUGGUUUUUUACCAAUCUCAAUGGUGGCAAAAGAUUUAUGUAGUUGAUCCCACAUAGUUAGGACUUACGGUUUUGUUGUUAUUGUUGUUAUUGUCAUUGUUGUUGUGUCUUGUCUCUCUUUCUUGAACUGUUUUGAUUUCUAUUCUUACUGGUGUGCUUAUUACUUUGGUGUUCUAUUAUGUGGCAUUAGUUUUAAGAAAAGUCCUGAUAACUGAAGAAAGAAUAUAUGCUCUACUGUGAUCAUUAUAAGAAUCUGAUUUGGGCUCCAACUAAGGUUCUUGCACUACAUUAGUUGGAAUGGGAGAAUCGUUUGUUGUUCUGUCUUUUAGGUCAUGUACAAGAAGACCUGCCAUCUAUGCCUAAUUUCGUUAAACAUGAUAUGUAGUAGAUACAAGUCUAGUUUAUUAUUUCUAUUUAGUUGUAAGAAUCUGACAACACUAUGUUAGUUCAUACCCUCAUCUUUCCCUAAAAAGCUUAAAACUCAAAACAAGAGAAAAGGCAGAAGUGAAAGCUCGAGUCUAAGAGUGGAGGUCGCUCGGGAACUCGAGUCGAUGAGUCAGUCCCAUUCAUUCUUGCCUGAAACAAGUGGGCUAUUUUUUCUGGUGCCACCUUUGUUCUCUAAUUCCCAAAACCCAUUCAUCACACAACCUUAAGAUUUCAUUUUUCUUCUAUUCAGAUAGAAAAUUUGGGUUGUUGAUUCUUCCAAGAUGCACUACAGAAAAAAAAAAUCUGUUGGAGAUGAUGCCAAAAUUCAGCUAAAAAUAUCAAAAUUUUUCUUAUUAUAGGCUUGCAUAAUGACUUUUAAGUAAUCUCCUGAUAUUUUCUUGGUGAUGUUGGUUUUUCAAGUUAUUCUUUCUUUAUUUUACGGCUGAUUUCUUUAGCUGGGUCAGCCUAUUUCUCACAAAAAAAAGUUAUACUAUUUCUCACAGGUAGUAUCAGUUUAAAAUUGAAUUUAAAUCUAGAUGGUGACAGAUUCAGAUAUUUUAAAAUCAGUUUUGGUAUAUAGUGCACAUUUUAUCCAGAUAUUGGUACAAAUUUUGAUCAUACUAUAAAAUUAGUCUUAGAUACCCAAAGGGCAUUGAGAUCCGAUUUAUAUUAUAUUUGGAUAUCCUUUAAUGUCGAUCAAUCUAUUACACAAUAAUAAUAUGAUCAAUCUAAAAAAAAAGUAUUAAUAGAAACUGUAAAAAGAAGAUUUAAAAACUUUUAAGUUUAACUAGAUAUAUGAUGUUUUUGCAAAUCUUAAUGAUAAUAAAAGAUAUAUAAAACUUACAAUUUGUUACUAUUGUUGCAUAAAUCAUGCAUUUAAAUCUGAUCUAUACGUGCUUCUCAUUAGAUAUCUCAUUUUAAUAUGGUUGACAUCCAUAUAUGUAUUGUUUUAAAUUUUGUUAUUGAUCUGCUUUCUGGAUCCAUAGUUGAGAUGUGUUUGGGCUUUCAUGUGACCUAUACACCCUUAGGCAACCAUAUACACCACAUAUAGAUGCUGUAAGAGUCUCAUGGUUUCAUGAUCUUUAUCUGAGAAGAUUUAGCUUCCUCUAUACAUGAACCUUAUUUCCAAUAUCUCUUAAUUGUGUGUGAUGUGGUGAAACAGCAUCUCUUAUUUCCAAUAUCUGUGUUUCCUACGAGCUUCAUUUCCUAGUUUGACUAAGUGAAUUUGAGUUGUAUAUAAAUAUGCAUCAAUUUGAUAUGUUUGGUAGAUUUUGGAUAUUUUUUCAUCUGCCAACUUGUUAGGAUUUACUUAAUCUGGUUGCUGCUGUCAAUGAUCAUCUGUUUAAUCUUGCCUGGUAUCUGUAAAGAGAAGUAACCACCAUUGUUCAGCAUCCGUUCCCAAGAAAUAAUAUGGAUUAGUUGGCCCAAGUAAUCAAAUUUAAUGUUGCUACUAUUGUUUCUUAUAGCAUCAAUUUUCUUUUAGGAUGUUAACAAUAUGAUGCAAUAUUAUUAUUACAAGAAGGACCUGAUACUUAAUUAACAGUGUGCUAUGUGCAGCUUGUGCUAUGUGUUAGUAUGUAUAAGCUGACAUAACACAGGGUGCCAUUUGAAAUAUCCUGAAAUCGUCCGGAGGCACUAAAAAACUAUUGAGCUUGCUUCGCCGGUGACAAUGAUUUUGACGUGUAAUGCAGUAGCACAAGAGGCCCCGUCCACCGUCCCAUGUGAGACUUGCCGACCUGAUCCAGCACCGCUCUCAUCACUUCCUAUGAUGCUGACUCCAACCCUCGGUACCUUAACAGAGACUGGUCACGUAUGUAGAUCUGAGAGCUUUAGCUACUAGCACAAGAGACAUCUCGUCCGAGCUUACUUGCAUGAGAACAAACAUAAACAAGAAGAUAUGUAUCAUCUCCUCUACAAUAGCUUCGCCUUUUCUUUUGCAACAUCCGAACUGCCAACUUCCUCCGCCAAGGCACCAUGUGUGAUCUGAUCCAAACGAACUGCUUCUGUCGGUGCAUUGGCUAUUCUCUCACGUCUCUGCUAGCUCCUCUUUUCCACCCUAUCAGACGCUGUGAUCCAACAACACUGCUUUAAGAAUCGAUGAUGCACGGCUGAGAUGUGGGCAGAUGACGAUCAGAUGGGUUUGUCUAUCUCCUCACACGUCUUCUCCUCCGAGAAAUUGGUCGCGAUGCCUCCCUCUCUUCCACCACUCCAAUCCACCUCUUCUCUCGUUCUUCUUCUUGUUGUGUUGGUGUUAGCGUCUGGUUCCUCGCCGGGUGUCCUUUCUGCUACGUUCACGGUGACGAACAACUGCGCCUACACGGUGUGGCCGGGCGUCCUCGCCAGCGCUGGUUCGGCCCCGCUCGCCACCACAGGCUUCGCCCUCGCCCCUUCAGAGUCCCGCACACUCGACGCCCCCGUCCCAUGGUCCGGCCGCCUCUGGGCCCGCACUAUCUGUGCCGCUGACCCUGCUUCCGGCCGCUUCUCCUGCGCCACCGGCGACUGCGGCUCCGGCUCAUUGGAGUGCUCCGGGGGCGGCGCGGCCCCUCCCGCCACCCUCGCCGAGUUCACCCUGGGCGGCAGCGGCGGGACCGACUUCUACGACGUCAGCCUCGUGGACGGAUCCAACGUGCCCAUGCUGGUAGUCCCGCAGAGUGGGUCUCCCGGGGGUAGCUGUGGGCCCACGGGGUGUCUGGUGGAUCUCAACGGGUUGUGCCCCGCGGAGCUGCGGGUGGCGCAGCCCGGCGGGGAAACGGCUGCGUGCCGGAGCGCGUGCGAGGCGUUCCGGACCGCGAGGUACUGCUGCAGCGGCGAGUUCGGCAGCCCCGGCACGUGCGGCCCGACGGCGUACUCACAGUUCUUCAAGAACGCGUGCCCCAGGGCGUACAGCUACGCUUACGACGACGCGACCUCCACGUUCACCUGUCCCACCGCCGCCACCGCCGGCUACACCGUCACCUUGUGCCCCAGCACCACGAGUCUCAAGUCCAUGGGCUACGGGAAUCAGAUGGCAGGAGGCCUGCCGCUGAUCAACAACACGAUGCCGCCGCUGUUAAGCUCGCCGAAUCGCGCCGCGCGGCGGUGGCCGACCAUGUCGCCAGCGAGCCGAGGCCUCCUCUGCCUUGCAGUCGCGGUGGCGCUGCAGCUGCAGCUGCUCCACCUGCCUUGAACCUCUCGCCACAGCACAUGCAGGUACCCGUUCUGCGUGCGAUCAUGCACGUGCACGCCAUGCUGGGCCAUUACAGCGCCAGCAUCCAUGCAGGCGUCUGCUCCCUAUUCACGAGGGUGUACGGCACAUUCGCAAGCCGACAUCUUUGCACUGUUAAGUCUGGAGCCGAUGCGCAUUCGCAGGUUCUUUAUUGAGAUAUCGAUGUACAGUUCAUUAAAACCUAUUUCUUGCCGCAAGCAUGUUGUGGCUCUCCAAAACUGUAUCUCGAAUCUCGAAUGGCCCAAACCCCGUUGAGGUUGACUGAAUCAGAUUUGGUGGAAUCCGUAUGUGUAGAAAUAUAUGCAUCAAGUCCCAAGAAGACCAUAUCAUAUCACAA